AAAAGGGAAGAGACUUGAGAUUUCCUAAAUAGCGAUGGUGAUUAACCCUUAAUUCCCAUUUUGUUUUGGCGAGACAUGGUACAAACGAUUGUUUCCUUCAUAAGUGGAGAAGAUUUAUAAAGUGUGUUAAGUCGCUGAGCUGUUCUGUUCCUCAACUGAGAGAGGCUUCUUCUCCAUCGUAAAGUGAAACUAAGUGAAAAUAGCAAAGGAAUUUGAGGCGACAAUUAUAAAGCGGCAAAUAUGAAGCGACAACUUGUGAUCCUUACCGGCUCCCAUUCAGUUGAUUCAGAAGAUCGUCUGAACUUGACCAGCUGGGUGCUUGAUCACAGACAUGUUUUUCUCGGUAAACAGAUAAAGGUAAAGUUUUCGCGCUCCAAUCAAAGACAGUCAGUCUCGUGACGUCAUUUUCAUCUCGUCCUCCCUCCAAUGGGACCCUGGGAUAGUCUACAGCUGGUUUGAAAGGAGUUUGUGAUUUAGCCUAAAACCAGCUAUGUACCGUGAAUUCCCCUUCUUUAGCGGAAAAUCGUAUGAACGGUUGUUUUCAUCAUAAGUGGAGAAGAUUUUUAAAGAGUUUUGAGUCGCAAGUCCUCAAUUUAGAGAGACUUCCCCUCUUUCCUGCACUGAAUGCCAGCACGCACAGUUGAGAUAUCAAUGGCCAUGAGAAAGAGUGAUUUUGUCAAAAGAAAACGCAGUCCACAGAAGGAUGCAGAUGGCUCCAGCAGUAGUAGUAAUGAUGAGGAGGAAUUGAAGGCUGCAUUUUCAAGACCAAAGAGUUCCCCAAAAGGGAAGAAGUUCAGGGAAAGAACCAGUCCCUGUACAUCUGACUCUGAUGAAAAGGUUGUCAUGGGUGAAUCUUCUGAUAAGAACUCCAGCUUCGGAAAAGAUCAUGGUAAUAUGCAAGCAGCUACAAGUAAGGUUGAGGUUCAGCCAUCAUCUUUUAAGGAUGGUGAUGCAGAACCACUGAAUUCAAAGCAACAGGAAGAGCAAGCUGAGAAUAUACUGAAGACAGAGAAGUCCUGCUCUGAUAAGCAACUAGUGACAUCAAUUGAAAAUAAGAUGAACAUUUUAAACGCAAAAAAAGAUAAACCCAAGAAAAACAUGUAUUUGUUUGACUUUUUGGGAGAUGAAGUCAGCAGUGAUGAAUCACAGGCUCUCCAAGCUCUGAGUAACUAUUGGGUUACACAGAUUGCCAGAAACAAAGACAUAUUGAAAAGAGCCCCACCUAAAAACCAGCAGGAGGAAGACUUUUACAACAAGUACUGUGAUAAGGAAGGCAAGCUGUCUAUCACUGCUGCUACCCAUCUCAUGAGCCUUCCUUAUGUGAUCACAGUGUGCCUGAAAAACAAUGCCCAGAUUGAGGUGGUUGUCUCUAAUCGAGAGAAGGCCUUGCAGGAGUCUGAAGAGCUGCAACAGAGCUACUUUGAAGUGGUUGAAGCCAUGGCAAUGCACUUAAUGUAAGACCUCAAAACUAAAAGUAACAAGAGACCAAGGAGAGGUGAAAUUUGUAAUUUCACUCUUGGUGCAAGGGUAAACUACUUUUUUUGGUAACAAUAGGUUAAAGUUUAUGAAGUAAUAUUCGUUAGUCAAUGUCCUAUGACUUAAAAAAAAUGUUUGAGAAACCUUUGAUAUGAUGUUGCAACAUGUGCAUAGUGUGGUAACAAUAGGUUAAAGUUUAUGAAGUAAUAUUCGUUAGUUAAUGUCCUAUGACUUAAAAAAAAUGUUCAAGAAACCUUUGAUAUGAUGUUUAGGCAUGUGCAUAGUAUAGACUUUUAGUAAAUCAAGUUUACAAAGCGUGAAAACAUUACGUAAAGAUGUGAAUGGUGUUUGUUUUAGGCAUACACUGAUUUAAUUUGGAAUUAGUUGCUUUUUGUACUUUUUUUUACUUACAAUGUGAGAUACAUGUACCAAAGCAUCACGUAACAGAAAGAUGAACUGCAGGAUGUUGGGGUUGUACAAGAAGACUGAAGUGAUUUGAUGCUAGAUAUUGAUUAUAAAUAAUGAAUUUAAAAGAUGAUGAAUUAAAGGUGAAAACAUAUAUUAGUGA
Pocillopora damicornis (cauliflower coral) is the source of this 2044-nucleotide messenger RNA. RefSeq lists its product as uncharacterized. The record is from RefSeq and is a predicted model, not a curated record. NCBI's taxonomy places the organism in Eukaryota, Metazoa, Cnidaria, Anthozoa, Scleractinia, Pocilloporidae.